CUUGACGCCCAUCUUGAACAUUGGCAACCGAUUCACAUCCAUUUACAUGCUGAACAUAGCAUGAAGACACAUUAUGUCCUCUGACAGCGAAGGGUCCGAUGAUGCUCACUUCUGGAGUCGUCCGUCUUCACCUCAUGAGACCUUCGACAACGUCGAGGGCGCCGAUGCGAACGGUGAAUGGCAGUCUCGUCAUAUUGGCUAUCAAGUCGACUACCGAGGACAGAUAAUACAUGAAGUCGAUUGGACACCUUGGAAGCGUGCAGAUGGAUCGAGUACGACCUUCGAAAAUGCAGCACUGACACAGAGUGAUAUCGAAGAGUGGGAUGAAGAACUAGCGGAGGAGCGUUUGGUUGCAGCCAAUGCCUCGAUCGUUGUUGCUCCUGGGAAGCACCGAGACCCGCUGUACUCGCUCACCUGGAAUCUUGAUCAAGCGGUCGAGGAGAAGCUUGAGCGCUUGGCGGGCAUAGAACACGAUCCCGCCUCGGGCAGUAACAUGGACGUGGAUGACAUGCGCGCGCCAUCCCCGGUCAGGCCUCCUUCGCCGCGGAGGCGUGCGUCUCGUACUGGCUCGUCGACUCUGGUCAAUUCUUCGAGGUCCACAACGCGCGAUCCGACCUCUCAGUCUCAUAGCAGCCGCUCAAGUACGCUUGCAGGCGGCAGCCGCGUGGUUUCACAGGCCUCUCGCAACAUGUCCUCGAAUAUGGACACGCCUUCCCAACCAACGAGAUCACCCGAACCGCCGACAGGCCGACGAACACGUCCCAAGCCCAGACGUCCUCUUCAGCCAGCUUCGUCCGCGACUCGUCCCGCCCGCGAGGUCGAGAACGAUGUGGGCAUGCAGACAAUCCCAACGACCAGACAGCAGUCGGCUCUAAGCUCCUCGUCGGAAACUCCCUCAACACGCUUCUCCAAUCCUGCGACGCCUCCCAUCAUGGCUGCUAGACCUGUUCAGAGUCGACCGUCCACCACAUCGUCUCAAAGUCGUUCGUCCGGCACACCCGAGGGCCGACCCUCCGCGUCCUCGAGGUCGAAGGGAAAGGGCAAAGCCCGUGCUACGCCCUUGUCCAUCCUCCGUGGCCAGAUCGACGAAGAGGUCGAGCGAAGCGGGGCUGCUACUUUGGACUUCGUCAACGAGUUCGACGAUGAGCAGCUUCCAUUGCUCCCGGAAGGUUUCCGGUAUAAGGAACAGGGAUAUGACCUGGGACCCGGCGUGCGCGAACCAUCCUCAGCCUUCCUUGUCCACUGCAACUGUGCCACGGAAGGUUAUCGCUGCCACCCUCGCAAAUGCGACUGUCAUAGGGUUGUAAAUACGAUCACGAACAAAGCAGGACAACCGAUAUUCGCCUACGACCGUGAGAACAAGUACAGAUUCCCCAACGUCGACGACUCGUUCGAAGUCCUUGAGUGCAAUCAGUUCUGCCCCUGCGAAGGAGACUGCCAGAACCGCGUCGCUCAGUUGCCGCGCAAGAUUCCCAUCGAGAUAUUCCGAACGCCAAAUCGCGGCUGGGGUGUACGCAGCCCUCAACCGAUGAAGGCCGGCACGAUUGUUGGAACUUUUUCAGGGUUAUUGAUCAAGCGCGAAGCCGCUGAGAACGUCCCUGACGAGCAGCGAAGCUACUGCUUUGACCUGCGCGGCGCGACCGGAAGUUCGCAUCCGGAGUAUACUGUCAACGCCUGGAUGACGGGCAAUUGGAGCCGAUUCCUCAACCACUCGUGUGAGCCGAAUCUUGAUACGUAUCACGUCGUCUGGGACACGGUACCGGAGGAGAAUCGCCCUUACAUCGCCUUCGUCGCCAAUACGGACAUCUGCGCAGGCCUCGAGCUCACCCUUGAUUACCACCCCGAGCUCGCUCACAACGACGGCGGGCAAGCCAAAAAGAAGCGGAAAAAGGUAGCUGAAGACGCCAUGAUUGAGUGUGACUGCGGGUCGACCAAUUGUCGUGGGUGGAUACCAGGAUAGUGGACUUCUUGGUAUCCUCGGAGGAUAGUUAUGGACGUUUAUUUUCUUGGAUACAGCAUUGUUUUGUCCGUAAGGCGCAACCAGGCGCAGAAGUGUACAGAACAGAAGGGUACCGAGCUCAGACGGCGAUCCCGGCCAGCUUGUAGAGAUGUUCUUUGUCGCUCGACUCCUCUACAAGGGCGCGCAAGGCGCUGUCCUGCUGGGCGAGCAACGCUUCAGGCCGGUCGAAUUCCAC
Molecule: messenger RNA, 2195 nt
Organism: Schizophyllum commune H4-8
Lineage: Eukaryota; Fungi; Basidiomycota; Agaricomycetes; Agaricales; Schizophyllaceae
Product: SET domain-containing protein
Exons: 11
Coding region: 74-1960 (628 amino acids)
Cellular component (GO): nucleus
Molecular function (GO): histone methyltransferase activity; protein binding; zinc ion binding
Source: RefSeq, a predicted model, not a curated record